AUGUAUGGCGUUCGAUCUCAUAAGCGUCUGCACCAAGCAUGCGAGAACUGCCGAAGGAAGAAAACUCGAUGUCCGGGCGAGAGACCGGCUUGUUCAAGCUGUACUCGCCUUUCAAAAACAUGCACAUACCCAGAAAUCCGAGGAAACCCUCUGGCCUCGGCUUCUCGAAAUGGGAGCACUUCAACAGAAACAGAGAGACGGUUGGCCCAGCUCGAAGCAAAGAUUCGCAUGAUGGAAAAGCAAGAGACGAAUAGUGACAUGGAAUCUUCUACCACAAGAAUAUCAUCCAACUCAGGCCAAUCUGAGGACUGGCAGCUAUCGCUAUCACAUAGCAUUGAGAUGGAUAGCUCCCCGGAAGUAGGGAAAGUUGGGACAUAUUUGUCCAGUGAAUCGUCUUGGCUAACUGGCCGAAGCAGCUUAUUGCCGGGCAAGGAUGUCCUGGAAGAUGUCAUCAAUGCGUACUUCCAAUAUUGUCACAAGCAGCCUUUAUGGUUAUUCAAUCAGGAAGACUUUUCCUCCAUUCAGGAUUGUAGUGAAGGGACACUCUUGACCCUACUGGCCCUUGCUUCUUGUCAUUCAAAACAUCCUUUCUUCCAAGGUCGUUUGCACGAAUUGGGUCACACCUAUGCACAGGCUGCAAGAGAGGGAAUCUUGCAGCAGGUAGGCGAGGGCAAGGUUUCAAUAACCACAAUUCAGAACCUCUGCAUGCUGACACUGGCCAAUAUACAAGCCAACAUGACAACCCUGGCAUAUCUGCACGUGGGCUUAGCAGUCACACUUUCGAAAUGUGCCAAUCUUGAUGUUGAGAUCUGCGCCCUUGACGACGUUAGCCCGCGCGCAGAAACCCGAAGAAGAGUGUUCUGGAGCCUGCACUUGCUACAGCAGAUGUACGGACACCAAUCCCUCACGACGGACAUCUUGCAAGAUAUUACCAAACCGCAAUAUAUCGCGACGUAUACAGACCCACGGAAGAGCGUCAAUGAAAUGCCCCCAGCCAUUCCACGCGAAGACAUAUCAGCUCAAGACGAAACAACCAGUGCUGAUAAGAAGAGUGGAACAUGGGCCUACAUGAUUCAGACGUCUACACUAUGGGGAGAGGUCCGCACAUACGUGAAGCAAUGGGCUCAGCAGACCAAUAAUGCACCACCUCCUUGGUCAAUCGAGUCUGGAUACGCUGUUAUUAACGCCUACCUCAUGGACUCAGAGACGAAAUUCCCAGACCGCCACCGAUUCGAUAGCGCGCGAUUUACUGAUCAAGACAGCCGGCACCUUCAACGCAAUCGAGGGUAUUGGAGCCCAUGGGUAUACCAGCAAUUUGCAUAUCACACCAUACACAACAUGCUAAACCAUCCCUUUCUGUAUUCAUCACGACCGCAACAGUCGGCUCAAUUGGGAGUUCCAAACACGUUCUGGAAAACAUCCUCAGAACUUGCCUUUAUCCACAGCACAUGGGUUGCACGCCUCAUCGAGAUGGUCCUUCAUAAAGAAUAUCGCGUCUCAGAUCCAUUCAUUGGUCAUUGUGCGGCGAUCGCGGCCACCAUUCAUAUCUACUUUUGCCGGGCGGCUGAUAAGACUACCAGGGAGGCGGCGCUGGAUAGACUCGCGAAAUGUGUCGCAUUCUUGGCUGAGAUGGCUUUGCUAUGGCCUUGUUGUAGAUGGUUGCACGAAAGACUCCAGUCUUUGAUCCGGGCGGCUUUUGCAGUAGAUGAUGAGGAACAAGAGGCCUCAUCGCCGAGGACCAUCUCGAUCAACACGCGUUUGAUGUGGGAUAUACUCCUUUACAACUCUGGUGCUUACAGGGGCACGACAAGUUGUCCCCAUACAAGAAGUCUUUUCGAUGGCAGCUCUCUUUUUCCAGAGGACAACACGGAUGACGGGGAAGAUGUCGUCGAGAUAGAUAAUUUCCACAGUCCUACUGUUGAAGUAAGCCUAGGAAAUGGACAGGCAUUACCUCCGCAGUCAGGACGGCGAACAAGAUCUGGGCAGGGAUCCCAAGAGUAUCAAGCACAUCUUCCAGCCCAAUCUUCUAUUCCCGAGGGGGGUGGAGGUUCCAUGGAGCAUACACCCAAUGCCUCUUGGCCUAUGUCUGUAGAUAUGACGUAUGAUCCGUUCUUUCAAUUUCAAGAUUCGGGUGGUCCCUUUUUUGGAACAUGGGAGGUAGGAAAUCUCUAG
Messenger RNA from Fusarium sp. VM40, 2172 nucleotides. The record is from the annotation of a GenBank genome assembly. Lineage: Eukaryota; Fungi; Ascomycota; Sordariomycetes; Hypocreales; Nectriaceae.